AUGAGUCAAGGGCAAGACCAUGAAGCAAACAUAGAUCCUAUCCAUCCUCCAACCUUCACACCCAUCAAUGGGCAGUUAUCUGGACCGCCAUUGGUUAUCUUAGAGGGACCGCCAUCGAGUGCAGCCACAUUCAUUCCAGCAGCACUGAUUCCAAAAAUUGGGAUGCCUCCAACAAUGAUGGCAGUUGUAGGAACAGGCAAGAUCACAACUAAAUACCACUAUGAUGAGCUUGAAGAGUGGUUAAAAGCCAUCAAAGGGACCCAUGUGUCCAAUUCUAUCAAUCCUACGGAUAUGUACUUAGUACCCAAGGUGGUGCUCCCACCAAAGUUUAAGGUGCCUAAGUUCGAAAAGUUUGAUGGAACUCAAUGCCCUCAUACCCACCUACGGUUAUAUUUCCAGACGAUGGUCGCAUACUUCGAUGAUGAAAAGCUGACGAUACACUAUUUUUGGAGCAAUUUGAUGGGAAUGGCGGUCAGGUGGUACAUCCACCUAGACAGACUAUGGAUCUACACGUGGGGAGAUUUGGCCACUGCCUUUGUAGCCCAAUAUCAACAUGUCAUGGAAAUGGCCCUAGAUUGGAUGACCCUGCUUGAAAUGGAGAAGAAGCCUGUCGAGACCUUCAGAGAGUACACCUACCAAUGGCGAGACAUGGCAGUCCAAGUUAACCCUCCAGUGGGUGACCGGGAAGCAAUUUACCCUUUUUUUAGUACCCUAAAAGACCCCUACCCAAGGUUAUUUGAGGGGAGCGACUCCCUAUGA
Molecule: messenger RNA, 759 nt
Organism: Malania oleifera
Lineage: Eukaryota; Viridiplantae; Streptophyta; Magnoliopsida; Santalales; Ximeniaceae
Exons: 1
Coding region: 1-759 (252 amino acids)
Source: RefSeq, a predicted model, not a curated record